Molecule: messenger RNA, 741 nt
Organism: Mucor velutinosus
Lineage: Eukaryota; Fungi; Mucoromycota; Mucoromycetes; Mucorales; Mucoraceae
Exons: 2
Coding region: 1-741 (246 amino acids)
Source: RefSeq, a predicted model, not a curated record
AUGCAAUCCAUUCGGCCCCUUCUGCAGCUGAAGCAUGCCCUGCCAUCCAUCCAUACUAAAAGAUGUUUAUUCCAUUCCACCGUCUAUACUAAACUAGAAGAGCAGGAGAGAAGGCCAAAAGAGUACGAAUUGCGAGUUGGAUUUGCCAUCGCAACACUACAGGAUGAUAUACCGCAUUUUUUUCAAAAGGGAUUAUCAGAGCAUUCCAUCUAUUCCACAGACAUCGUUUUAUCAGAUCCACACUAUACAAAGCUUUCAAUUCAUGGUCGCACAGCGUAUUUGGGAAUUGCACAAAUGCUCAAGUGGAGCACCAGCUUAUAUUUCGACAAUGUUUUACUAGAAAUCACAAAAAUGAGAGUGCUGCCUAACGAUGUCAAGAUAGACGACGAUUAUGACGAUUAUGACGAUGUGUCGUCCUCAUCUUCCGUGGUACCCUACUCAUCCAUCACUCAAGCCGAGCAAGAUAUAAAAGCAAGAGGCAUCGUGAAGCGGCUGGAAGUACGGUGGAAGCUACAGGGCACAAAGAAUGCUACAUUUUUCCAGCCAGAACCACGUAUAAGAAACAUUGAAGGGGUGUUUAUCUACAAGUUUGAUCAACAAGGUUAUAUUGGCGAGCAUCGCAUACAAAGGAUUGUACCUCCCCCCAGUCGCCGGGUUCUGCUGCUGCAUUCAUUAGGUGUAAGAUUGCGCUCGUUAUUCUGGGAGAACGCCAAGAGACCUGUGCUUAAUCCAGGAUUCUAA